This is a messenger RNA of Adineta steineri, 426 nucleotides long. Lineage: Eukaryota; Metazoa; Rotifera; Eurotatoria; Adinetida; Adinetidae. The record is from the annotation of a GenBank genome assembly.
AUGAGCCGAGGACCUAAUCAAUCAUCUCAUCCAUCAGUUGUAAAACAACAAUAUGACACAUACAAUGUAUGGAAUUUUGAAAAUCAAUGGCGUGCAGACUUAUUCGCAUGUAAACCAUGUGGUCGAUGCUGUGGAGCAUGUUUUUGUCCAUGUAUCAUAGGUUGCAAAUUGGCUAAAACUUUAGGUGAAUCAUCUAUUAUUGGUUGCUGUCCUGGUUCGUUAUCAUAUUUUCGAACAAAAUUGCGAACAGCAAGACGUAUUGAAGGUUCAUGCUGUGGUGAUUAUUGGGCAUCAGCUUGUUGUGGAGCAUGUGUAGCGACACAACUAUCAAAUGAACUCGAAUCACAAGGAUUAUGGGAUACUAAAGGAAAACAAAGAAAAACUUAUCCUCGAAAUGAUCGUUCUCAAAAUAAUGGCGACUAUUAA